AAAUAAGCCAAAUAGACAAUUCAAAGAUAUUAUUGAUGCUGCAAUGGAGGCGAGUAGUAGGCUCAACUCAAGAAAGGGAAGAGUGAAACGGAUUAUUCCUAUGUCUCGAAUGCAAGUUGGGAGUUAUGAAUGUGGUUAUUAUGCGGUGUUGCAUAUGUUGAAUAUUGUUUCGGCGAUAAUUCUUGAAAUGUGGGAUGAGCGAUUCGCCAAUCUUGAACCAUUCUCAUCAGAAGAGAUUGAUGAAGUACGAACUUGUUGGGCAUCAUAUUUCUUAGAAAUGACGCAAUCCAUCAACGAC
Molecule: messenger RNA, 298 nt
Organism: Cuscuta europaea
Lineage: Eukaryota; Viridiplantae; Streptophyta; Magnoliopsida; Solanales; Convolvulaceae
Source: the annotation of a GenBank genome assembly